Knipowitschia caucasica is the source of this 411-nucleotide messenger RNA. Lineage: Eukaryota; Metazoa; Chordata; Actinopteri; Gobiiformes; Gobiidae. The record is from the annotation of a GenBank genome assembly.
AUGAUGGAGUCCUUAAGGAUCUCCUACCAGGACACCAACUACAGGCGCUCUAUUCCAGCUGAAGAGCGCCUGUCCAUCUGUCUGCGGUUUCUUGCCACUGGGGACUCCUACAGGACCAUUGCGGGGAGCUUCAGAGUGGGCAUAUCCACCGUCUCCAUGCUCAUCCCAGAUGUGGUGGCAGCCAUCUGGGACUGCCUCGUGGAGGAGUUCAUGGCUGUGCCUGGAGCAGAGGAGUGGAGAUCCAGCGAUGGAGGCAUCGUGUCCAACUCUGCCUUUGGUAAUGACUGCCAGACUCCACUGCGACUCCACUCCAACUUCAGCUCAGCACAAAACCACAUCGUACUGGAGGUCCGGACCCGGUCUGGACUCUGUCUGGCCCCAGGCUCAGCUCAUGUGUGGUGUGUUUCAUGA